AUUCAUUUGUACCCUAUAGUGGCCCCAAAAGUGACAUUUUUGUGCGUUUCAUUUAUUCGGUUCUGGAGAGUGCAGCUUUCCUCGGCAACGCCGAUAGAAGAGUAGGCCGAAUCCCAAAUCGCGGCCUACUCUCCGAUACCCAAAUAAUAAGAGCUGUUAAUUCCUCUAUUAUCUGAUAAAAUAGUGUUGAAAAGAGAAGGUAAAGGCUAAAAUUAAUGCGGAUGGAAGCUGGUCAGAUUGGAUUUGAUGGUAAUGCUGAGAAAUCAAUGGGAGCAUCUCAUGGCCUUGCCAACCCUGUGAGCCUACCUGCACAGGCAGAGCAUUUUGCCAGUCCUAGAUGUGAACCCCCAUUGUCAUUUCCUGCAAUUAAGGGGAAGAGCAAGGUCAACCAUCAGGGUUCACAGGAGAGCAAUACACCUCCAAGUGUCUCAAAUUUUUACGUCUUCAAGAGUCGCUUGCAAGAGUAUGCUCAGAGAGCAGGGCUUCCGACACCUGUUUAUGAGACUAUCAAGGAAGGCCCUUCUCAUGAGCCUUCCUUUAGAUCGACAGUUAUUGUAAACAAUGUUAGAUAUGAUUCUCUACCAGGAUUUUUUAAUCGCAAGGCAGCAGAGCAGUCAGCUGCUGAAGUAGCUCUCAUGGAACUUGCUAACUCAGUGGACACAAAGUUUGGCAUCACUCAACCAGUGCAUGAAACAGGUUUAUGCAAAAACUGGUUGCAAGAAUAUGCUCAAAAAAUGAACCUUGCAGUUCCAAUAUACGAGUGCCACAAGGACGAGAGACAAGGCAAUACGUUCACAUUUUAUUGUACCCUUGAAAUUGGGGGCAUCAAGUAUAUUGGAGGUUCAGCAAACACAAAGAAGGAAGCUGAGAUUAAAGCUGCGAGAACUGCUUUAUUGGCCAUUCAGUCUGCUGCCUCUGGCUCUGAAGAUCAAGUUGGGAAAUCUGUUCACACUGUUCGUCCAUACAAAAAGAAGGCAACGGAUCUUGGAAUCAGCACCCAGGAGACUGCAGCUGCCCUCAAACCAACGAAAACUCGUUUGAAGAAGCAACAGCGGAAAAAGAGGCGUGGAGUGAGGUGGGGUAAAUGUGCUAAAGGUAAGAUGGCAGGUGGUGGUGUGGAGGUAAAGAUGAAUGAUAAUGGAGGAGUAGACUUAGGUGCAGGUGAUUCUAUCAGCUCCGAAAGUAAGAUGGCUACUAAUUUGGAGGUUCAUAUGGACUGUCAGGCAGGAGAGGAAAUGGGCUUGACUGAUGCUGGACCUAAGCCAACUGUAGUAUCGGCGAAUACAUGCAAUGGGGGAUCAUCUUCUAUCGCAAAUGCUGAAAAUGGUGUACCGACAUAGUAGAGACAUGGGAUUAUUAUCUCUCGAUUAGCCAUGAGACGUGUGAUGCAGGUGAACAACUAUCUAAUGAAGGUAUUUUAACCAUCAUUAGUUGUUUGCAGAUGGCCGUCUUAAAAAUGGUAUUUGAGUUGGGGUAACAUUGUAACAUUAUUAAAUUUAAGAGCAUGUUGUAAGGAUUUCUGAAUAUAUCAUGGUUAGACAGGGUUUACCGAGAUGCUUCAUUAUAAUGAUUUAUUUUUAGUUGUAGAAGUUAAUGUUAGGAAUGUUAUUUUGAAAGUAAUUUACUGUCAAAAUAGCAAUUUACAUA
Messenger RNA from Olea europaea var. sylvestris, 1647 nucleotides. RefSeq names its product double-stranded RNA-binding protein 1-like. The transcript is spliced from 4 exons. The record is from RefSeq and is a predicted model, not a curated record. NCBI's taxonomy places the organism in Eukaryota, Viridiplantae, Streptophyta, Magnoliopsida, Lamiales, Oleaceae. Gene Ontology annotation, cellular component: nucleus. Gene Ontology annotation, molecular function: ribonuclease III activity; double-stranded RNA binding. Gene Ontology annotation, biological process: rRNA processing; regulation of gene expression. Bases 216 to 1340 code for a protein of 374 amino acids.